GGCCAGCAGUGCCGGCUGAGGAGCACCAUGGCCAGUGUCCUGCAGGUYCCCCUGGCUGCACUCCUCCUGCUGCCUGUGGCCACCGCCAUGCACUCCGACUGCAUCUUCAAGAAGGAGCAGGCCCUGUGCCUGGAGAAGAUCCAGAGGGCCAAUGACCUGCUGGGCYUCAACGAUUCCUCCCCAGGCUGCCCUGGCAUGUGGGACAAUAUAACCUGCUGGAAGCCAGCCCAUGUAGGGGAGAUGGUCCUUGUUAGCUGCCCUGAAGUCUUCCGGAUCUUCAACCCGGACCAAGUCUGGGAGACGGAAACCAUCGGAGAGUUUGAUUUUGCUGGCAGUAACUCCUUGGGUCUCUCAGACAUGGGUGUGGUGAGCCGGAACUGCACGGAGUAUGGCUGGUCGGAGCCCUUCCCUCAUUAUUUCGAUGCUUGUGGCUUUGACGACUAUGACACUGAGACUGGGGACCAGGAUUAUUACUACCUGUCGGUGAAGGCCCUCUACACUGUUGGCUACAGCACCUCCCUCGUCACGCUCACCACUGCCAUGGUCAUCCUGUGUCGCUUCCGGAAGCUGCACUGCACCCGAAACUUCAUCCACAUGAACCUGUUUGUGUCCUUCAUGCUGAGGGCGAUUUCUGUCUUCAUCAAAGACUGGAUCCUCUACGCCGAGCAGGACAGCAACCACUGCUUCAUCUCCACCGUGGCAUGCAAGGCUGUCAUGGUUUUCUUCCACUACUGUGUGGUGUCCAACUACUUCUGGCUGUUCAUCGAGGGCCUGUACCUCUUCACGCUGCUGGUGGAGACCUUCUUUCCCGAGAGGAGAUACUUCUACUGGUACACCAUCAUUGGCUGGGGGACCCCAACUGUGUGUGUGACCGUGUGGGCUACACUGAGGGUCUACUUCGAUAACACAGGCUGCUGGGAUAUGAAUGACAGCACAGCUCUGUGGUGGGUGAUCAAAGGCCCUGUGGUUGGCUCGAUAAUGGUUAACUUUGUGCUCUUCAUCGGCAUCAUCGUCAUCCUUGUGCAGAAGCUGCAAUCUCCAGACAUGGGAGGCAACGAGUCCAGCAUCUACUUAACAAAUUUAAGCCUGGGAGUCCCCAAGAAAACCCGAGAGGACCCCCUGCCUGUGCCCUCAGACCAGCAUUCACUCCCUUUCCUCAGCUGCGUGCAGAAAUGCUACUGCAAGCCACAGCGGGCUCAGCAGCACUCUUGCAAGAUGUCAGAACUGUCCACCAUUACUCUACGGCUGGCCCGGUCCACCCUGCUGCUCAUCCCGCUGUUUGGAAUCCACUACACUGUAUUCGCCUUCUCCCCAGAGAACGUCAGCAAGAGGGAGAGACUCGUGUUUGAGCUGGGGCUGGGCUCCUUCCAGGGCUUUGUGGUGGCYGUUCUCUACUGUUUUCUGAAUGGGGAGGUGCAGGCAGAGAUCAAGCGGAAAUGGCGGAGCUGGAAGGUGAACCGUUACUUCACCGUGGACUUCAAGCACAGGCACCCAUCCCUGGCCAGCAGUGGGGUGAACGGGGGCACCCAGCUCUCCAUCCUGAGCAAGAGCAGCUCCCAGCUCCGCAUGUCCAGCCUUCCGGCCGACAACCUGGCCACCUGAGUCCCYCUCCCCUCUUCCUCUCCUCCUACACAGGCUGGGGCUGCGGGCAGGGGCUGUGCACGUUCGCGCCUCUUCCCUCCCUUUGGGCAGGCCCUGGGCUG
Messenger RNA from Urocitellus parryii (Arctic ground squirrel), 1703 nucleotides. It is a transcript of the gene Adcyap1r1, whose product is annotated as ADCYAP receptor type I. Gene Ontology annotation, biological process: cell surface receptor signaling pathway; adenylate cyclase-modulating G protein-coupled receptor signaling pathway. Gene Ontology annotation, molecular function: vasoactive intestinal polypeptide receptor activity; peptide hormone binding; G protein-coupled peptide receptor activity. Lineage: Eukaryota; Metazoa; Chordata; Mammalia; Rodentia; Sciuridae. Gene Ontology annotation, cellular component: plasma membrane. The record is from RefSeq and is a predicted model, not a curated record.